CUCUUCACGCUCGGUGUGUGCUCGGUGCUCUUCCUCUUCAUCUCGUUCGCGGGUGUCCACAACGUCGGCUGCCAGAUUCCCGGCAACCUCCUCUUUGCCAUCACAGGCACCAAGCUCGGCUUCAGUGCGCCCCGCGGCGGCAUCGUCCUCGCCUUCCUCUUCAUGCAGCUCCACUGCUCGAUCGCGUUUGCCGUCAUUCUCUUCCCGACGUUUUACAUCUUUGAGCGCAUCAUCCUCGGCUUCCACAAGCAGCACUUUACGCUCGAGGCUGAGGCCGCCGAGUACCACGACAUUGAGACGCCGGCCGAGGACAAGGCGGUGGUUGAGAAGGACGCCGAGCCGAUCGAGACGGAGGAAAAGCCGAUUAUUUACGCGACGCGCCGCGACUACCUCAAGGCGUGCAUCAUGCGCUUCUGCCAAGUGUCCAUCUGCACGGUCAUUGCGAUCAUCUGGAAGGACCACUUUAACGACCUGCUCAACUUUGUCGGCGCCUCGUCGACGGCCAUGGGCUGCAUGAUCCUCCCCGUGCUCUUCCACCUCAAGACGUUCAACAAGACGAUGCAUUUGCCCGAGAAGAUUGCCAGCGUCGCGAUCAUCAUUAUCAUCUCGUUCCUUGCCGUCUACGUCUCGAUCCAGACGGGCAAGGCGCUCUUCACGCCGUCGCCGGCCGACCCGACGAUCCUCUUCCCGUACUGCCCGGCCGAGUACCAAAAGAUGGUCUACACCAACACGACGUACUACAGCACCAAGCAGUAGACGCUUCAUGCCGUGUCGUGUUAUAGAGAAGUUGUAGUGUAUUGAAUAGUGUCUAAAACGACCAAUGGAGUCGCUUUUGUUUCUA
Saprolegnia diclina VS20 is the source of this 841-nucleotide messenger RNA. RefSeq lists its product as hypothetical. The record is from RefSeq and is a predicted model, not a curated record. Bases 163 to 756 code for a protein of 197 amino acids. NCBI's taxonomy places the organism in Eukaryota, Oomycota, Saprolegniomycetes, Saprolegniales, Saprolegniaceae. The transcript has a single exon.